Fragaria vesca subsp. vesca is the source of this 1014-nucleotide messenger RNA. RefSeq names its product replication protein A 70 kDa DNA-binding subunit-like. The transcript has 7 exons. Bases 1 to 1014 code for a protein of 337 amino acids. The record is from RefSeq and is a predicted model, not a curated record. Lineage: Eukaryota; Viridiplantae; Streptophyta; Magnoliopsida; Rosales; Rosaceae.
AUGGCACUGUCAAUAACUCCAAUUUCAGCUAUACAACCAAUGCAAAAUGGAAUAACCAUACAGGUUCGAGUCUCUCGGAUGUGGAGGGGGAAGAUAUUCAGCCCUGUUGAACGGUUUGAUGGCUUGCAAUGUGUAUUGGUUGACAAACAUAAUGAUGCGAUUCAUGCAUUGAUAAAAGAAGCAGACUAUGAAGAUGUGAAGGAGAAAAUCUUGGCCGGCAAUGUCUACCAGAUUUCAAAGUUCUUCUCCAGGGAAAACCAAGACAAAUACAUUGUUAUUCAGCAUGAAGCGCAACUUUUAUUCAACAACAGAACUCAGUUCCUUCCUAUGCCUCAGUUGCUUCCAUCGAUUCCUCAGUAUUGGUUUGACUUUGUCGAUUUCGAUGACGUUCCUAUGCGUAAGAAUAAUGAUACAAUUCUGACAGAUUUGAUUGGUCGCUUGAAGCUGGUGUAUGGCUCAGAGAACACGGUGAUUGAUGGUAGGCCUGCAGUGAAGCGUCUCAUAUACAUCCAAAAUACAAGGAAGCAAGAUUUGAAGGUUACUUUGUGGGGAACACUUGCAUCUGAAUUUGACGCUGACAUGAUACGUGCUCUACCUCCUCCAGUUAUGAUCGUGUUGACAAGCACAAAAGUCAGAUACUUUGAUACUGCUAUUAUUAAUACUGGGAUGAGUACAUGUGUGUUUAUCAAUCCAAGCAUUCCUGAGACAGAUGAAUAUAAAGCAAGGUUCAACAAGCCUUAUCAUGCUCUGAAGAUUUUGACAGCACCAGCUAGACAUCAUCAACCUGCUCCUGAUCUCCAAGAUCAGAAUAUAAUCACUGUCAGUGCUUUGAAUCUACAAAGUGGAAAAAAGGACAAGAGUCCUACAUUUACCUGCAAAGCAAAGAUUACAGGAUUUACCAUUCGAGACGGAUGGUAUUACCUGGCUUGCCCCACCUGCAGCAAAUCUCUGAAGUUUAAUUCUGGAAAGCUUUGUUGUGGACACCAUGGAGAGCAAAUUGGCCAUCCUAUGUAA